Blepharisma stoltei is the source of this 2634-nucleotide messenger RNA. The record is from the annotation of a GenBank genome assembly. Lineage: Eukaryota; Ciliophora; Heterotrichea; Heterotrichida; Blepharismidae.
AUGGAUAUUCAAGCUGAGACUUAUUCAACAAUACUACCUUCAAUUGAUUCUUUUAAUAACACACUAUCUACUUAUCAACUUAAAGCAGGUUUAAAUUACCGGGGGUUAAACACCGUAGUUUCAUUUUCUCAAAAUUAUUUACAACUCUUUUUUGAUCCUUUAUUUUUAUUUCCUACUUUAAAAAGCACAAAAGAUAUCUUGGCUGAGUCUCACUCCACAGUUAAAGCAAAUAAGCUUAUUUUUACUUAUGAAAUUGAUAUAAACAAAUCUUUGCAAUUAUUAGCCCAAACAAGUCCAUUUAAUAGCUUCUAUUAAUUUUCAUAAAAAAUUAUUUUAUAAUUAUAUCCUUAACCAUUCAAUAGCUAAUUAAUAUUCAUAUCUAACAAAAUUAUUAUUAUCUAAAAUAUUACAAUAAAUUUUUUAAGAUAUUAAAUAAUUCAGUAGGCUCAGAAUAUUUUAAAAAAAAAAAGCUGCUAUUUAAUCAACCAAAUUCUCAAAGCAAUUCAAAAAGCAGAGUAACUUUUAUUCAGAUUGAAGAAGUCCCUCUAAACUCAUUUGAGCAAGGAUCUCAAAUAAGUAUUCUCACACAUUCAAAUAUUUUAAAUAUAUCUGGGCUAAAUAAUCAAUUUAUUGAAAAUGGCUCAUUAUCAAGUCAAUGCGGGUCAUCAAGUGAUGGGAAAAGAUUAGUAGACACAGAAACUUUUGAUAAAGAUCUGAUUGAACAAAUCCAAAAAGAUUUCCAGGAAAAUAGUGAAAUUGAUGAAAAAAAUAUUGAAAUUUCGCUGAAAAGCUCGUUUACAUCAUUAUUAGGAAAAUCGAUUACAAAUACAAAUGCGAGAGCAUCACUGUUGAAUAUGAGACUAUCAGCAGUUAUUAAUCAAGAAAUUUCAGCUAUAGAAGAUGGGUCAUUUAGAGGUGGGUUUGGGGAUAGCGAAAUUGAAUGGGACCCAAGAGGGUCUUGCCCAUUUAGAAAAGCAAGUGAAUUUUCUUUGUUUAGGAAAUUAAGUUCAAGCUCACAGAUAACUGAGGAGGAGAAGCACGAUUCUGAUGAAUCUUGCAUUUUCUUGCCAGAUGAAGGUAAAGCUCAAACAAUAAAAUUUUAUGCAGACGACUCAGCUUCUAAAAAUAUUCUCAAAAAAAUUCACACUAGACCCUCUAUAAUAAAACUUGAGCCAAAACAACUUGAAUCCCCUCCAAUCUCUAUCUCAGAGUACAUAGAAACCAUUGAAACAGAGCCCAGCAUUAAAUGGCCCGAUCCAUAUUUUCCUAUUUUAAAAAAAGCUUUAAUUUGCUCUUCACAAGAUAUUUCUUUUAGCGAAGAACAAACAGAAAUCCCAAACACCUUAGAAAUCAUUUCUUCAGUUUGUUUUUGUGGCUUCAAUUCUGCUUUAAGCUUAGAAUUUUCUGAUGUCGAAGAUUACAACAAAGCUUCAGCUGACCAAAAAUUAAAAACUCACAGCCGGCCUUUAUUAUUUUCUGAAAAAAUUGUCAAAAGUAUAGCGGUAUCUGAAGUCUGUUGAAUUUCUUGUGGAUUUGAGCACUGUGCACUAGUAACAACCUCAGGAAAAGUUAUGACGUGAGGAUAUGGGGCUUCUGGUUGUUUAGGACAAGGGAACACGAAAUCUUAUUCUUUUCCUAAAUUGGUCAGAGACUUGUCUAAUGAGUGUAUUGUAUAUGUGGAUUGUGGAGGGUAUCAUACUGUAGCUUUAACUGAUAAUGGUGACGUCUACACAUGAGGAAGAGGAGACGCAAAUCAGCUAUAGAAAUUUCCCAUAGAUGGCGCUGUUUGCCUUUGAUUUGCCCAUGAGAAAAAAUUUUUUGGUUUGACCAAACCAUAUGGGACUGGUCGAACCAAAAAAUUUCCCCAGUGGGCAAAUCAAGGGCAAACAGUGCCAUCUAUGGGAAAUUUCUAUAGGAAUUCCUACAGAGGAGCUUUAUAAAGAUGAGCUAGGCCACGCUUCACUUAGACCUGCUAAGCUGCAAUAUUUUACUGACCAAGAUAUUUUUAUAAAAUCAGCUGCCUGUGGAGAAGCCCACACUUUAUUAUUAGAUACCUUAGGAUGCAUAUAUGCAUUUGGCUGAGCUGAAGAUGGCCAAUUAGGAAUUUCUGCAGAAAAUGUCACAAGUGAUUAUAUGAGUAAAGAAAUUUCGCAGGUAACCAGCUUAAGUGGAAUUGUGGUCUCACAAAUUUCUGCUGGGGCAAAUUUUUCUGCAUGUUUGACAGAGGGUGGAAAAGUCUAUGUAUGGGGAAGUGGGGAGAAUGGUCAGCUUGGCACUGAAAAUUUUGAGAAUUUGAAGCAAAAAACACCUAUUUUGGUAGAAAAAUUGAAGGAUGAGUUCAUAGUAAGUAUUGAUUGUGGGGAAAAUCAUAUGAUCUGUAUGAGCCAGGAUAAUAAGAUUUUUGGCUGGGGGUUGGGGAAGGCAGGGGUUUUUGUUAAUUCUGAAGAAGGGUUUACACCUGGGUCAGAUUUAAUAUGCCAUGUCCCUAAAAUUGUGCCAAGCUUGGAGAAUACUCAAUUUUUUGUAGUAAAAUCAGGUAAAGAAGCAGAAAAAUUAUCCCCCCAGAAUGAAGAUUACAAUAAUUUAGCCUUAGCACUUACAGAGAAAUUGAGGCAGUUACAAGAUUAUGAUUAA